Molecule: messenger RNA, 855 nt
Organism: Erythranthe guttata (spotted monkey flower)
Lineage: Eukaryota; Viridiplantae; Streptophyta; Magnoliopsida; Lamiales; Phrymaceae
Source: RefSeq, a predicted model, not a curated record
UUUCCCUAAAUAAAAGAGAAAAAAAAUAAAAGGGAUCAGUAAAUUAAUUUCUCCUCCACCCCGCCGGUUUUGCUCCCCUUACAGCUGCGGUCCUAAUCAGCCAAGUUUGCCGGCGCUGCCGUAUUUGGAAAACCCUCCGUUUAAAACUCAAAGAAUAAUAUAACAAUGGCCAAAGUUGAAGGCGAUAGUAGGGAGCCAUUGAACGAGCAAGCUGUUGCCAACAUAUACGGUUCCAUGAGAACCGAUAUCAACCAAAUCUACUCCAAAAUCACCGAACUCGAAAUGGAGGUUAGCGAGCACUCACUUGUGAUCAACGCCAUAAAGCCGCUCGAUCCAUCAAGAAGGUGCUACCGCAUGAUUGGAGGUGUUCUUGUCGAGAGAACUAUCCAAGAAGUUAUGCCAGCUGUCAAUCGAAACAAGGAAGGUCUCGAAGAAGUCAUUGCUCGCCUUAACGAAGCCCUUGAGAAGAAGAAAAAGGAUUUGGCCGCAUUUGAGGCCAAGUACAAAAUCAGAAUCAAGAAGGGUGACGGUGAAAUGAAGGAUGAAAGUGGUAAGAAAGAAGGGAAUGCACAGGGAGUCCUCGUUGGUCCUGCUGCUAAUGAAUAGAUAUGCGAUUUAUUUGUUUUUUUUUUUAAUCUAUUUGAUUUCUCGUGUUAUUUUGAUGUGAGAAUUACAGAGAUUUUAUUGUCGUAUGGUGUAACACUUUAUGUUGAAGAAGAUUGAUUUUCGGUAACUUAAACUUGCCCUUGUGAGAACUUAGAGAUCUGUAUUUUGCUGACAUAAUAAGUUGGACAAGUUUUAGGUUGAAUUUUGGGCUUAUGAUUUUGGAGUUUAUUUGAUCUAGUUAUUUGGAUU